Molecule: messenger RNA, 258 nt
Organism: Colletotrichum orchidophilum
Lineage: Eukaryota; Fungi; Ascomycota; Sordariomycetes; Glomerellales; Glomerellaceae
Exons: 1
Coding region: 1-258 (85 amino acids)
Source: RefSeq, a predicted model, not a curated record
AUGGGCUCGGAUUGGGUCGACCUGUCCCGAUCAAAUCUCGGCCAUGCCAUAUUGGAGAUUGAUUCCUUGAUGGACAGGAUUGGCCGGGUUGCUACCCGUACGUCUAAGGUAGUUGACUAUUCCAGUCCGGGCCUGCCGCCUGCAGACGACCUAAAGCGCAACGGACAGUUGCAGCGCGGGAACGGAGGCGCUUUUGUCCUGCCCCGAACAGAUGGAAACGUCGUGGUGGGAUUGCAAGGCGGUGUUGGCAUGAAGUGA